GCCCAUACACACACCCAUGCCAUGCCCGCCUACCCUCUUUCUAUGCGCAAGUGCAACCUUUCUGCUCACAGACAGAGCAUAGAGGAGAGAGAGAUAGAAGGAAGGAAGGAAGAACGAGAAUGGCGUUGGCGAUGGCCGUCAGAAGGCUUUCUUCCUACAUUGACAAGCAGCAGCCGAUCAAGCGCGGCGGUUCUCUCUACUACAUGUCGUCGUUGCCCAACGAAGCUGUGUACGAGAGGGAGAAGAAUGGCGUCACGUGGCCGAAGCAGCUGAAUGCUCCACUGGAAGUCGUUGAUCCUGAGAUUGCCGACAUUAUUGAGCUGGAAAAGGCUCGUCAAUGGAAGGGAUUUGAACUGAUUCCAUCCGAGAAUUUCACGUCUGCCUCUGUGAUGCAAGCAGUUGGUUCGGUUAUGACCAACAAGUACAGUGAAGGGUAUCCCGGUGCUAGAUACUAUGGAGGAAACGAGUACAUCGACAUGGCUGAAACACUGUGCCAGAAGCGUGCACUGGAAGCUUUCCGUUUGGACCCUGCAAAAUGGGGAGUGAAUGUGCAGCCUCUGUCUGGAUCUCCCGCAAACUUUCAGGUUUACACAGCUUUACUUAGACCACAUGACCGAAUCAUGGCGCUCGAUCUUCCUCAUGGAGGCCAUCUCUCUCACGGUUAUCAGACCGACACAAAGAAGAUUUCUGCUGUUUCUAUAUACUUUGAGACAAUGCCAUACCGAUUGGAUGAAAGCACGGGGUUAAUCGACUAUGAUCAGCUGGAGAAGAGUGCUGUACUGUUCAGGCCAAAAUUAAUUGUUGCGGGUGCCAGCGCAUAUGCUCGUCUCUACGAUUACGAUCGCAUUAGGAAGGUCUGCGACAAGCAGAAAGCAAUUUUGCUUGCAGAUAUGGCACACAUCAGUGGAUUGGUUGCAGGUGGAGUCAUCCCGUCGCCAUUUGAUUAUGCAGAUGUUGUGACGACCACUACACACAAGUCGCUCCGUGGCCCUCGUGGAGCCAUGAUUUUUUACCGGAAGGGUGUCAAAGAGAUCAACAAACAAGGCAAAGAGGUUUUGUAUGACUAUGAAGAUAAGAUCAAUCAAGCUGUUUUUCCGGGGCUUCAAGGCGGUCCGCACAAUCAUACCAUCACCGGCUUGGCAGUUGCAUUGAAACAGGCGACUACUCCAGAAUACAAAGCUUAUCAAGAGCAAGUUCUGAGCAACUGCGCCAAGUUUGCGCAGAGUCUUAGCGAGAAAGGGUACGAGCUUGUGUCAGGCGGAACGGACAACCAUCUUGUUCUCGUCAACUUGAAAAACAAGGGCAUCGAUGGAUCCAGGGUUGAAAAGGUCUUGGAAGCUGUCCACAUUGCGGCUAACAAGAACACAGUUCCCGGAGACGUAUCCGCCAUGGUUCCCGGUGGCAUCAGGAUGGGAACGCCUGCACUGACCUCUCGAGGGUUCAUCGAAGAGGAUUUUGUGAAGGUUGCAGAGUUGUUCGAUGCAGCAGUGAAACUUGCAGUGAAGAUAAAAUCGGAGGCGAAAGGGAGUAAGCUGAAGGAGUUCGUGACGGCUAUGGAGUCCAGUUCCUUCCAAUCCGAGAUUGCAAAACUGCGGCAUGGUGUGGAAGAGUACGCCAAGCAGUUCCCGACCAUCGGGUUCGAGAAAGAGACCAUCAAGUACAAAAACUAAAACUGAACAAAAAAGCCAAGGACGAGGCACCAGCUGCCUCCGCUUCCACUGCCGCUUUUCCAACCCACUUCUCAUGUCAUGUCUUGUCAUGUACAAAAAAGAUGAUGCCCUGUUUAGUAAGUAUUGUAUUGUAUUGUCUGUACGUACAUCGGCUCAUCUCACACUGCUGCCUUUGCUUACAACUCUUUGUUUUUUUAAUAAAAGAAACUUAAUAUGCCCAUUUGACUUAA
This is a messenger RNA of Andrographis paniculata, 1900 nucleotides long. RefSeq names its product serine hydroxymethyltransferase, mitochondrial. Lineage: Eukaryota; Viridiplantae; Streptophyta; Magnoliopsida; Lamiales; Acanthaceae. Gene Ontology annotation, molecular function: zinc ion binding; serine binding; cobalt ion binding. Gene Ontology annotation, biological process: folic acid metabolic process; L-serine catabolic process; tetrahydrofolate interconversion. Gene Ontology annotation, cellular component: cytoplasm. The record is from RefSeq and is a predicted model, not a curated record. The transcript has 16 exons. Bases 120 to 1670 code for a protein of 516 amino acids.